Loxodonta africana (African savanna elephant) is the source of this 5137-nucleotide messenger RNA. RefSeq names its product catenin alpha like 1 (gene CTNNAL1). Bases 44 to 2239 code for a protein of 731 amino acids. The record is from RefSeq and is a predicted model, not a curated record. Gene Ontology annotation, biological process: Rho protein signal transduction; cell adhesion. Gene Ontology annotation, molecular function: actin filament binding; cadherin binding. The transcript has 19 exons. NCBI's taxonomy places the organism in Eukaryota, Metazoa, Chordata, Mammalia, Proboscidea, Elephantidae.
CCGCAGCGGCGCGGAGUGUGGGCUUAGGCACCGGCGGAGGGCCAUGGCUGCCUCUCCGGGCCCCGCUGGCGUUGGCGGCGCCGGAACAUUCCACGGCUCCAGCCCGUCGGGCUUCGCCUUCGACUCCGGACUCGAGAUCAAAACUCGCUCGGUGGAGCAGACGCUGCUCCCGCUAGUUUCUCAGAUCACCACACUUAUUAAUCAUAAAGAUAAUACCAAAAAAUCUGAUAAAACUCUGCAAGCAAUUCAACGUGUAGGACAAGCCGUCAACUUGGCAGUUGGGAGAUUUGUUAAAGUUGGGGAAGCUAUAGCCAAUGAAAACUGGGAUUUGAAAGAAGAAAUAAAUAUUGCGUGUAUUGAAGCUAAGCAAGCAGGAGAAACAAUUGCAGCACUUACAGAUAUAACCAACUUGAAUCAUCCAGACUCUGAUGGCCAGAUCACAAUUUUUACUGACAAAACAGGAGUUAUAAAGGCUGCAAGAUUACUUCUUUCUUCAGUGACAAAAGUGCUGUUGCUGGCAGACCGUGUAGUCAUUAAGCAGAUAAUAACAUCAAGAAAUAAGGUUCUUACAACUAUGGAAAGACUAGAGAAAGUGAAUAGUUUUCAAGAGUUUGUCCAAAUAUUCAGUCAAUUUGGAAAUGAAAUGGUGGAGUUUGCACAUCUAACUGGAGAUAGACAAAAUGAUUUGAAAGAUGAAAAGAAAAAGGCCAAAAUGGCUGCAGCUAGGGCGGUUCUUGAAAAAUGUACAAUGAUGCUUCUCACAGCUUCAAAGACGUGCCUCAGGCAUCCUAACUGCGAAUCGGCCCAUAAAAACAAAGAAGGAGUUUUUAACCGAAUGAAAGUGGCCUUGGAUAAGGUCAUUGAAAUUGUGACUGACUGCAAACCAAAUGGAGAGACUGAUGUUUCAUCUAUCAGUAUUUUUACUGGAAUUAAAGAAUUCAAGAUGAAUGUUGAAGCCCUUCGGGAGGAUCUUUAUUUUCAGUCCAAAGAGAAUCUUUCAGCGGCCUUGGAAGUCACCUUGGAGCAUACAGAGGAUUUUACUGAUUCUGCAUAUAUCAGCCAUAAGCACAGGGAACGCAUCUUGGAACUGUCAACUCAGGCGAGAAUGGAACUGCAGCAGUUAAUUUCUGUGUGGAUUCAAGCUCAAAGCAAGAAAACAAAAAGCAUCGCUGAAGAACUAGAACUCAGUAUAUUGAAAAUCACUCACAACCUCGAUGAACUUAAGAAAGAACUUCAUAGAACAGCUACACAGCUGGCAGCAGAUCUCUUGAAACGCCAUGCUGAUCAUGUGGUUUUAAAAGCCUUAAAACUUACUGGAGUAGAAGGGAAUUUAGAAGCCCUGGCUGAAUAUGCCAGUAAACUCUCUGAACAGAAAGAACAGCUCAUUGAGACCUGCCGAUUGUUGCGACAUGUAUCUGGAACAGAACCUCUUGAAAUAACCUGUAUACAUGCAGAGGAGACAUUUCAGGUGACUGGCCAACAGAUUAUUUCUGCUGCUGAAACAUUGACAUUACAUCCAUCUAGUAAAAUUGCUAAAGAAAAUCUUGAUGUAUUUUGUGAAGCUUGGGAAUCUCAAAUUAGUGACAUGUCAACACUGUUAAGAGAAAUCAAUGAUGUGUUUGAAGGAAGACGAGGAGAGAAGUAUGGCUACCUUUCACUUCCAAAGCCAAUGAAGAAUAAUGCUAACCUGAAAUCAUUAAAGCCAGACAAACCUGAUUCUGAGGAGCAAGCCAAGAUAGCAAAGCUUGGACUUAAACUGGGUUUGCUCACCUCCGAUGCAGACUGUGAAAUUGAGAAGUGGGAAGAUCAGGAGAAUGAGAUUGUUCGAUAUGGACGGAACAUGUCCAGUAUGGCCUAUUCUCUAUAUUUAUUUACUAGAGGAGAGGGGCCACUGAAAACUUCCCAGGAUUUAAUUCAUCAACUAGAGGCUUUUGCCACAGAGGGCUUAAAGCUUGCUUCAAGUGUUCAAGCUUUGUCAAAACAGCUGAAAGAUGAUGACAAGCUUAUGCUUCUCCUGGAAAUAAACAAGCUAAUUCCUCUGUGCCACCAGCUGCAAACAAUAACUAAGACACCAUUGCCGAAUAAAGUGUUUCUAAAGGUUGACAAGUGUAUUAUAAAGGCAAGAUCCAUGAUGGCUAUCUUGAUCCAACUUCUCUCACUUUGCUAUAAACUUCUGAAGAAGGUGGAAAGCAGAUGGGUCUCCGUUACGAACAAAGACACCAUGGAUGGUAAAACUUGAGAAGCUUUUGGGGUCAGGUCUGUGGAACACGUGGGAAACCUGACAUUUUUAGAAAGCAAAUGAUAUUUUAAACAGUCUCAUGAAAUGAUAUUUUUAAGAAUUUCAGCAACAUUAUUAAGAAAGCAAUAUUGAAAUCUUUAUUUUCUUAUCAUGAAACCGAUUGUGAAGCUUUUUGACAACUAACACAUGCCAUGGUAGUUGCUAGAAUUGUAACUGCAGUGAUUUUAAAAUGAGACAUUGCCACUAAUAACAUUUUUUAAAAGUCAAACCAAAUAUCACAACCGUCUUAAUGACAGUUUAACCCAAAGAAGCUUUUUUGAAUAUGCUGACCUUUGGCAUAUUUUACCUUAACUAUUUCCUUUCUGUUUAUCAUCUAGAGCACUAAUUUUCAGCAGACAUGCAAUAGUCUGGGUGAAUGCACGGUCUUCCUUACACCUGUGGACUUUUCCGUAGUCCCUUGUCCAACCCAGUGUGAUGAGGGGUCCCAUGAUGCUGUCAGAUUAUCCGUGUAGUAGUCACUGUGUUCCUAGCAAGUGCCUGACGCAUCAUGGUUUGUCUGUUGUGCUGCUUGUGUCCCUCUCCAUCCCCAAAGUAGGGUCAUGGCACUCACUUCAUGGACUCCUGGAGGAACUCACUAGAAGAUGGCUAUCUUUUAGCUCUAGUUCUAGCACAGCUGGCUUGCCUGCCCUGAAUACUACCUGGAAUCCUAAGCCUAUUUUACUGGCUUAAAAACUAGUCUUUGAACUUUCCCUCUAAGUAGUGAGUGAAGUGGAAGAUGCAAGAUUCAGAGCUGUGGAACUAAGAAGCUGUUUAAAAUAAAUUCUGAAUAAUCAUACACUUUACACAAGUGUCUGUUUUAGAAUGUUCAUUAUAAAAUAAACAUGUACCUUUAGUCUUUUUAAUUUUAGGGUUUAUAGCUUUUCUUAUGGGGUGGUGUUUUGAUGGAAGGAUCUGGUUCACAUAUUCUUUCCUUAUGAUAUAGUAUGGUUAACUUUAUUUUGGACUCCAGUUUCAUGGUGUUUAUAUUCUAAUGCUCUGAAGUUCAUUUUGAAAUCUAAUGGGACAUGUCAGUUGCUUAAUGGCCGUAGUUAAGUAAUGUGAGCAUGUUUGAUAAUGACCCCUAUCUGGGUCAGCCAUCACAGUCAACAUUCACAAAAGAUCCUGAAGAAUCACAGUACCACAAAUUUGCUAGCCAAUAUUUAUUGAAGAAAACUUUAAAGGUAAACUUUUAUGUUUCUUUUCCAUUUGAACUCUCUGAAGAAGUCUCUCCAGCUGGCUUUAGCUAGUGAGUUCACCUGAGAGGCACAGUAGGAAGUACUCUUAAGCUUCAAGUCCCAGGGCCCAGGGAUACUGCAUCUGCCAAGUGUCAGCUCUGAAACUGAUAGGAAUUUCAAACUCACCAAGCACUCAGCUUGGUUCAUGACCUUUAUAAAAUGCUUCUUUAGGCUGGUAGAAUCAUCAAGAAUGAUUUUUAGUCCCUGAAAGAAAGGUAUUUUAAAUUAUAAUAGAAAUGGGGGGAUGUGAGGCGAUGUAAAAUAAAGUAGAUAUCUAAUUCUUUUAGCAUCUUUGGUGCCUUUGUCUUAUGAACAAUCUUCAAUAAUUAUUGUCCAUGCUACAAGAAGUGGGGAUGUGCUGGUUUGGGCUUACAUUUUCAGCUGAGUAGAGGUGCUUUUCAGUUACUCCCUGUGUCAUGUCUCGUGGGUAUACUUAGGGAUAGUCAUAGUGGAAAACCUGGUGGCGUAGUGGUUAAGUGCUAUGGCUGCUAACCAAAGGGUCGGCAGUUCAAAUCCACCAGGUGGUCCCUGGAAACUCUAUGGGGCAGUUCUACUCUGUCCUGUAGGGUCACUAGGAGUCGAAACCAACUCUCCGGCACUGGGGUUUUUGAUAGUGGCACUCAAGUUACAAAAAGUGUUUCCUGUGACUCAAAAGCAAUUUUUGGUUUUAUUUACAAAAUACUUUUCCAUAUUUGAAAACAUUCUUUUAUGUAAAAUGCAAAUGGUUGUAGGGUAGGCAUAACUUACGACUUCAACAGCAUAAGAUAACCAAAAAGAAUUGAUACAUCAAGUGAUUUCUUCUGUAUUAAAUGAUAAUUAUUUUAUUAAAAAACAUAUAUUUAAAGAUAUGUAAGUGAUGCAGCCCUUAAGGAAAAACAACAACUUUAAAAGUCCUUUUAUUUGAAAUUCAGUAUAAGCACCCAACCUCAAAUCAUAAAUGUGUAAUUUUUUUUUUUUUUUGGUUAAAUGAUGUGAAAGCCUUUAUUCUGUUCAAAGGCACCUGUGCCUUUAAAUUACGUGUUCUCAGUUAACUUCUUUACUGGUUACCCCAUAACUAGAGUGUGAGACUGAAGGACUGCAGAGUUUGUAUUGCAGUAACCAGCUUAACAUUACAUUAUGACACUUCCAUAUGUUAGGAAAGCCCUUUGUAUUUGUCAAAGCCUUUUCACGUGUCCCUCUUUAAGAAGUCACAGCACUACCAUGCGACUCUGCUUCAGAGAGGAAGGCCAUCCGAGCAGCAUUAGGAGAGAAGGCACGCUCUACACUCUGCCUCUCCUCCACAGCCUAAAGGGAGAUUUGAGGAAGCAAAGUGCACUGUCCCUUGGGAGGUUGGGGGUCGGGGGGUGGUUAGACUUUUUGGUAGUGUCAUACUGAAGCAGUUGGGUAAGAAAGACCAGUAGGUUUUUUUUUUUUUUUUAAACUUCAAACUGAUGGAAAGUGAGGCAUAAACAACAGCCAUGCUAUAACAUUCCAAAAGAAAGAUGUCAAAAUGUAGUAUUUACUUCUGGGCUUCAGGAUGAUGGGUAAAUUAUUUUUACUUUGCUACUUAAAACUUUUGUGUUUCCCAAAUUUUCCUCAAAGUGCAUUAAAAAAAAAAAAAAAUCAGAAAAACCCUUGCCGGCCA